Molecule: messenger RNA, 1552 nt
Organism: Aaosphaeria arxii CBS 175.79
Lineage: Eukaryota; Fungi; Ascomycota; Dothideomycetes; Pleosporales
Product: branched-chain amino acid aminotransferase II
Exons: 4
Coding region: 177-1301 (374 amino acids)
Biological process (GO): branched-chain amino acid metabolic process
Molecular function (GO): branched-chain-amino-acid:2-oxoglutarate transaminase activity
Source: RefSeq, a predicted model, not a curated record
CCGACCGAUAUCGCUGGUCGGCUGGUGGGCGGGCUCGUCACGGGCUCAAUACGACAUCACUAAGCUUCGAAUUUCGAGUCUACAUAAUUCGUCGAGCAACGGUCGAGCUGUUGUCCCAAAAACCACACCAAGCCUCCUAACUAAACACAUAAUACCAAAACAACCCGAAUACAACGAUGGCCGCCUACCCUCCUCCUCCCGUCAAUACCAUUGACUGGAACAAUGUUGGCUUCAAGAUCCGCGAAGUCGCCGGCCACGUCGAGUCCACCUACUCGAAACAGACAGGAAAAUGGACGGCCCCGACCUUCGUCGAGGACCCCUUCCUGCGCAUCCACGGAAUGGCACCAGGUCUCAACUACGGCCAGCAAUGCUACGAGGGCAUGAAGGCGUUCCGUGCUCCCGACGGCAACAUCAACAUCUUCAGGCCCAACAAGAAUGCCGAGCGCAUGCAGCACUCCGCGUCCUUCAUCUCCAUCCCCGAGGUCCCCACCGAGCACUUCCUCGAGUGCUGCAAGCUCGCCGUUGGCAUGAACGCCGCCUACGUCCCUCCCCAUGAGACCGGCGCCGCCAUGUACAUCCGCCCGCUCCUGUUCGGCAGCUCAGCACAGCUGGGCCUCAACCCUCCCGAGGAGUAUACCUUCGUCGUGUACGUCAUCCCCACUGGUGUCUACCACGGCACGCACCCUGUGGAUGCGUUGAUUCUCGAGGACUUCGAUCGUGCUGCCCCAGAGGGUACCGGAUCGGCCAAGGUGGGUGGUAACUACGCGCCUGUCCUCAGGUGGAGCGAGAAAGCUCACAAGGACGGCUACGGCAUCACCCUUCAUCUGGACAGCAAGACGCGAUCGGUGAUCGACGAGUUCUCGACCUCUGCUUUCAUCGGCGUGAAGAAGGAUGGCGGCAAGGUCAAGCUCGUCGCUUCGAACAGCAAGAACGUCAUUCAGAGUGUGACCGCCGACAGCAUCUUGCGGAUUGGAGAGUCUCUCGGCUGGGAGACCGAGUCUCGUGAGAUUCCCUACACCGAGUUGAGCAGCUUCUCUGAGGUGUUGGCUGCUGGUACCGCGGCCGCCCUCGUGCCCAUCAGGUCCAUCACGUACACCUCCAAGAACGAGAAGUUCGCCUACAAGGAGGCUGCUGAGGAGCCCGGCCCGGCCUGUGUCAAGCUUCUGAGCACCCUCAAGGGUCUUCAGCAGGGCAAGAUCCAGGACAGCUUCGGGUGGCUGUUCAACGUCGAGAAGCCCAAGCAGUGGGGUGUGACCAAGGGAAAGGCUGCUGACGAGGAGAACGUUGACGAGCUUCCAUAAAUAUGCAUUGCUAUAUGUAAAGGAAUAAAAAGAAGGCAACGACUAUUUUGGCAGAUCUGUCUAUAUUGGCUACGAAAAAAGGAUGGUAAUGUGCAGAGGGUUUUGGCUAGACCUUUGCAUUCCCCUCAAAAGCGAUCAACGACACCCCCCAAAAACCCAGAACUCAAAAAUUAGAUUUAGAUGCAACAGCGCACAUCUAGUAAAGUCAAAAAGAAAAAGGCAAUGAGAUAUGAAUCGAUACAUGAGCACUG